This is a messenger RNA of Symphalangus syndactylus (siamang), 4824 nucleotides long. It is a transcript of the gene SGK3, whose product is annotated as serum/glucocorticoid regulated kinase family member 3. Gene Ontology annotation, molecular function: ATP binding; protein serine/threonine kinase activity; phosphatidylinositol binding. Gene Ontology annotation, biological process: protein phosphorylation. Lineage: Eukaryota; Metazoa; Chordata; Mammalia; Primates; Hylobatidae. The record is from RefSeq and is a predicted model, not a curated record.
AUUAGAAGGUAGUCAUUAAGUCCAACUCCCAUUCAAGAGAGAACAAGAAUGAAGUUCUACCUGCUGAUUGAAGGGAAAUAAAAGAAUUUAUAGACAUUAUGAGAUAGUGAUUUCAUGGCUUUGCUGUUUUUUUAAAGAUACUGCCAUUUAGAAAUGCACACUGAUUUAUUCCCCCCACACCAAAAAAAAAAAAAAAGUCUGUCUGAAAAUUGCUUUAAAAUACUCCAGAAAAAAAAUAAAAUAAAAGGUGAGGAAUGAGGAUAAAUGAAAUUGGAAUAGCAGAAUGUUCAUAAAUUUUAAAGUAGGUGAAUAAGGUUCUCACCUUUUGUGUACUUGUGAAGUUUUUCAUAAUAAAAAGUUAAAAAUAAAGUCAGCUGGGCACGGUGGCUCACGCCUGUAAUCCCAGCACCUUGGGAGGCCGAGGUGGGUGGAUUACCUGAGGUCAGGAGUUCUAGAACAGCCUGGCCAACAUGGUGAAACAUCGUCUCUACUAAAAAUACAAAAAUUAGCCAGGUGUGGUGGCACACGCCUGUAAUCCCAGCUACUCUGGAGGCUGAGUCAAGAGAAUCGCUUGAACCUGUGAGGCAGAGGUUGCAGUGAGCUAGAAUCGCACCAUUGCACUCCAGCCUGGGCAACAAGAGUGAAUCUCCGUCUCAACGAAAAUAAAUAAAUAAAUAAAAUCAUACCUGAGAAAAACAUUCUGAAAUUCCCUUUUUAACUUACCUCAUGGUUGGUAGCCAUUCUAUGGAGUUUUUGCUUAUCUUUUUGAGUUCUUAUGCUGCAGCUUAAGCCUAUGUCUUCUUUUUGUUUUGUCUACUUUAUUCUAGUGUUUGCCAACCUCUAUAAGAUAGAUCUUACAUACUUGAAGACUGAUUUUAAGAAUGAUCUCUGCCUGUACUUUUUGUUAACAUUUUAUUAUGAAUUUAAUGACUUUUUAAUAGGAUGCACCCAGAGGAAACCAUACUUUUAACUUUAUUUAUAGAUAUGUUUUUGAGUCUGUCUCCGUUGCCCAGGCUGUAGUACAGUGGUGUGAUCUCAGCUCACUGCAACCUCUGCCUCCCAACUCAGGCGAUCCUCCCACCUCAGCCUGCUGAGUAGCUAGGACUACAGGUGUAUGUCGCCACAGAUUUUAUUAAACAAAGACGAGCAGGACUAAAUGAAUUCAUUCAGAACCUAGUUAGGUAUCCAGAACUUUAUAACCAUCCAGAUGUCAGAGCAUUCCUUCAAAUGGACAGUCCAAAACACCAGUCAGAUCCAUCUGAAGAUGAGGAUGAAAGAAGUUCUCAGAAGCUACACUCUACCUCACAGAACAUCAACCUGGGACCGUCUGGAAAUCCUCAUGCCAAACCAACUGACUUUGAUUUCCUAAAAGUUAUUGGAAAAGGCAGCUUUGGCAAGGUUCUUCUUGCAAAACGGAAACUGGAUGGAAAAUUUUAUGCUGUCAAAGUGUUACAGAAAAAAAUAGUUCUCAACAGAAAAGAGCAAAAACAUAUUAUGGCUGAACGUAAUGUGCUCUUGAAAAAUGUGAAACAUCCAUUUUUGGUUGGAUUGCAUUAUUCCUUCCAAACAACUGAAAAGCUUUAUUUUGUUCUGGAUUUUGUUAAUGGAGGGGAGCUUUUUUUCCACUUACAAAGAGAACGGUCCUUUCCUGAGCACAGAGCUAGGUUUUACGCUGCUGAGAUUGCUAGUGCAUUGGGUUACUUACACUCCAUCAAAAUAGUAUACAGAGACUUGAAACCAGAAAAUAUUCUUUUGGAUUCAGUAGGACAUGUUGUCUUAACAGAUUUUGGGCUUUGUAAAGAAGGAAUUGCUAUUUCUGACACCACUACCACAUUUUGUGGGACACCAGAGUAUCUUGCACCUGAAGUAAUUAGAAAACAGCCCUAUGACAAUACUGUAGAUUGGUGGUGCCUUGGGGCUGUUCUGUAUGAAAUGCUAUAUGGAUUGCCUCCUUUUUAUUGCCGAGAUGUUGCUGAAAUGUAUGACAAUAUCCUUCACAAACCCCUAAGUUUGAGGCCAGGAGUGAGCCUUACAGCCUGGUCCAUUCUGGAAGAACUCCUAGAAAAAGACAGGCAAAAUCGACUUGGUGCCAAGGAAGACUUUCUUGAAAUUCAGAAUCAUCCUUUUUUUGAAUCACUCAGCUGGGCUGACCUUGUACAAAAGAAGAUUCCACCACCAUUUAAUCCUAAUGUGGCUGGACCAGAUGAUAUCAGAAACUUUGACACAGCAUUUACAGAAGAAACAGUUCCGUAUUCUGUGUGUGUGUCUUCUGACUAUUCUAUAGUGAAUGCCAGUGUAUUGGAGGCAGAUGAUGCAUUUGUUGGUUUCUCUUAUGCACCUCCUUCAGAAGAUUUAUUUUUGUGAGCAGUUUGCCAUUCAGAAACCAUUGAGCAAAAUAAGUCUAUAGAUGGGACUGAAACUUCUAUUUGUGUGAAUAUAUUCAAACAUGUAUAACUAGUGCCUCAUUUUUACAUAUAAUGAUGAAAACUAUGAAAAAAUGUAUUUUCUUCUAUGUGCAAGAAAAAUAGGGCAUUUCAAAGAGCUGUUUUGAUUAAAAUUUAUAUUCUUGUUUAAUAAGCUUAUUUUUAAACAAAAUUUAAAAGCUAUUAUUCUUAGCAUUAACCUAUUUUUAAAGAAACCUUUUUUGCUAUUGACUGUUUUUUCCCUCUAAGUUUACACUAACAUCUACCCAAGAUAGACUGUUUUUUAACAGUUAAUUUCAGUUCAGCUAACAUAUAUUAAUACCUUUGUAACUCUUUACUAUGGCUUUUGUUAUCACACCAAAACUAUGCAAUUGGUACAUGGUUGUUUAAGAAGAAACCAUAUUUUUCCAUGAUAAAUCACUGUUUGAAAUAUUUGGUUCAUGGUAUGAUCAAAAUGUAAAAGCAUAAUUAACACAUUGGCUGCUAGUUACCAAUUGGAAUAACUUUAUUCUGCAGAUCAUUUAAGAAGUAACAGGCCGGGCGCAGUGGCUCACGCCUGUAAUCCCAGCACUUUGGGAGGCCGAGGCGGGCAGAUCACCUGAGGUCAGGAGUUGGAGACCAGCCUGACCAACAUGGACAAACCCCGUCUCUACUAAAAAUACAAAAUUGGUGGGGCGUGGUGGCACAUGCCUAUAAUCCCAGCUACUCAGGAGGCUAAGGCAGGAGAAUCGCUUGAACCCAGGAGGCAGAGGUUUCAGUGAGCUGAGAUCGCACCAUUGCACUCCUGCCUGGGCAACAAGAGUGAAACUCCAUCUCAAAAAUAAAAAAAAAAAGUAACAAAAGGAAAUUAUUUGUUUUUGAAAUACCAAUUCAACUUUGUGGAUUAUUUUUCCUCUGAAGGAAAAGAAAAGGCUUAAUGGUUAGGAUUUUUAAGUAUUCCUAAAGAUCUGAAGGGUAAUAAAAGGUACUGCUGGAUUUUGUAAGGUGGUACCAAAAAUGAAUGUCUCUCUGUCAUAUAUUUAUAUUACAAAUAUAUUCUCUUUAUGUUCUAUUCAUCUUUUGAAUGUUUAGUAUGCUAUUAAGUCAUUCUGAAUCUUUGUAUUUGCUUUUGCAAAUAGGUAUUUCAAAGCUGUUUUCCUAAUUGGUUAAGUAAAAUAAAAAAUUGAGCUUUCUAGAGUAUUUGCCUAAUUGGGAAUUAAAAAGUAAAAUAACAGGCCAGGCACGGUGGCUCAUGCCUAUAAUCCCAGCACCUUGGGAGGCCGAGGCAGGCAGAUUAUUUGAGCUCAGGAGUUUGAGACCAUCCUGGGCAAUAUGGCGAAACCCUAUCUCUACAAAAAAUACAAAAAUUAGCCACAUAUGGUGGCACAUACCUUUAGUCCCAGCUACUCUGGAGGCUGAAGUUGGAGGAUGGCUUGAGCCCAGGAGAUGGAAGUUGCAGUGAACUGAAAUUGUGCCACUGCACUUUUCAGCCUGGGUGCCACAGCGAGACCCUAGUUAAGAGAAAAAAAAAAAGUAAAAACAAAUAGUGGGUCAAUGUAAAUGUAUAUAGUUUUAUUACAAUGUAACAAAAGUUGAAAAUCAGGCAGAUGUGUAUUCAGUAUCCAAUUCAAUAUAUCUUAGAAAAAGCACAGGAAACAGACCUUAAAAUCUAACCUACCAACUAACUUACAUGCUUAUAAAAGUAAAGGAGAAUAACUGGCUGGGCAUGGUGGCUCAUGCCUAUAAAAUCCCAGCACUUUGGGAGGCCGAGGCAGGAGGAUCACUUGAGCCCAUGAGUUCAAGACCAGCCUGGGCAAUGUAGUGACACCUCAUUUCUAUUUAUUUAAAAAAAAAAAAAAGAGAGAAUAAGUACAGAAGAACUUUAAAAAAUAAAAAAUAAGCUUACCUUGGAUUCUUGGCUUAGAGUAGAGGGUUUUUUUUAAGUUACGGAGGAAACAUUUUUGUAAAAGUUUAAUGACCCACUUUAGAUGCUCUAAGAACAAGCAUCCCUUCCACGUAUGUCUUGAGAAAGAAAUCACAAAAGCAUUUCUCACCAAUACUCUUUGGCUUAAAAUGUUCAGCAGAAUUGGGCUGUGGGUGUGACUUUUCUUAUAUUAAUAAUAUUUACAUCCAAUACACUGAAUCUUCCUUCAGAGGUAAGACUAAUAUCUACACUGUACAUAUUUGGUUUAUUUGGCACUACUCUAAGUUUUGUUUUUCACAAAGCUCUUAUUAUGAAGCAAAAUAAAAAUUGUAGUUUCUUGUAUGAUUUUUUUGUACUCAUUCAUUCCUGUUAAGCUGCCAAAAAUUAAAGUGCAAUAUUGUGUAUUUUUAAGAACAAAUUUAAAAUAGAAUUUUGAUGUUUCUCAGAUCACAAGAAAUACAAAUCUAUAUAGUAUAAUAAAAUCAGCAAAAAGAUCAA